Messenger RNA from Ramularia collo-cygni, 648 nucleotides. RefSeq lists its product as uncharacterized. NCBI's taxonomy places the organism in Eukaryota, Fungi, Ascomycota, Dothideomycetes, Mycosphaerellales, Mycosphaerellaceae. Bases 1 to 648 code for a protein of 215 amino acids. The record is from RefSeq and is a predicted model, not a curated record. The transcript is spliced from 3 exons.
AUGUUCUACAUUCCCAAAUUCAUAUCUGAUGAGGAGGCGACAGCCAUUCAGGACAAGGUCGAAGUUAUUCAACCCAGCAUUCAUCAAACCAUUCCCUCAAGACUGACGGCAUCGAAUACUCUGCUGGCAUCUCCACUACCUGACUGGCUCUCCAAGCCAGUGGUGGCUCGGAUCGAGAAACUUGGCAUGUUUGCAUCGGCUCCUCAUGGAAUCAACCACUGUCUCGUCAACGAAUAUCUGCCCGGUCAAGGGAUCAUGCCGCAUGAAGACGGUGCGGCGUACUUUCCAGCAGUAGCAACCGUCAGUUUGGGCGGGUCUGUCGUCCUGGAUGUCACUGAAAAGGAAACCGAGUGCGAUGCUGGCGAUCCGAACAGGAAGCCUCGACAUUGGCGUAUAUUGCAGGAGCCCAACUCUCUACUUGUUACAACGGAGUCUGCUUACAUCAAUACCCUCCAUGGCAUUGCAGAUGUGACAGAAGAUCACAAUCUGAACGCCAACAAUGUCGCCAACUGGGAAUUGUUGGRAGAUGCAUCGACCUUUGAACAGCAACAAGGCAAGAACCAACGCACGUCACGAAUCAGUCUCACCUACAGAGACGUCAAAAAGGUCUCCGCUAUUGGCAACAAGCUCUUUGGGAAACGAGCGUGA